GAGAUGGAUUUGGCCUUAAUAAAGUAAAACCCUAAUCAUAAACUCAAAACACAUAUACCAUCCUCUUCCCCGCCACCGCUGCUGCUUCUGCUGUGUCUUCCCCGCCGCUAUUAUUCGCUGCUGCCGUCGCAGCUGCUGCUUCCCUCCGUCUUCCUCCGCCUGCUUCAAUAUUUCUGAUAAAUGCCAAUUAAGGUUGUGCCAUGAACAUCCGGAUAUCCCAUUUUAGAAAUCCCCAAUUUUUGGUAAUUUUCCGCAGAUUUAUCGAUCCCAGGCUUCCCCAAACCGUGCACGUCCCUUCGCAGAGCCGCACAUAACUUUCUUUGUUUCUAUGUAAUAUUUAUUGGAGAAAACAGGAGAAGAGUAAGAGUAUAGGGUUGAAAGCUUUCCAAGAUGUCAGUUUAUGAGGAAAAUCGGUGCAUCAGAGAUAAUCAGAGAAGGUUGCUGGCUGAAAAAUUUGAAGUGAAGCGAAAUCUUUUUAAAGCACUUGUUAGAGAUCCUAACCUGCCUAUUGAACAACGUGAGAAAUUCCAAUCUAAGCUGUCCAAGUUGCCAAGAAACAGUUCCUUUACUCGGGUGAGGAACAGAUGUAUCUUCACAGGCCGACCUCGUGCUGUUUAUAACUUGUUUCGAAUGUCUCGUAUUGUUUUCCGUGAAUUGGCAUCGAAUGGUAUGUUGACUGGUAUAAAGAAAGCAUCUUGGUAAUGGAAUUUAUGGAAUGGUGGCAAGUACUCCUAUUGGUGCUUAAACAAGGAUCUAGCUGAGUAAUUUCUUUUCUUGAACUCGAAUAGAUUGACAAAGUUGUGGAGUUCAGAAAUUUUCGUAUGAAUUCGCAGUGAAAUUUUUGAUGCAGAAUAAAAAGGUGUACUUUACAGAAAUGCAUUUGUAUAUUUAUCCAGAAUUUGAGGUCAGUUUAUUCGCAUGCUUCCAGAAUUUUGUUAUAAUCUAAUUAAGUUAGAAAGAAAUGAUUCUUGCAUUACAUGGUUAA
Molecule: messenger RNA, 985 nt
Organism: Mercurialis annua (annual mercury)
Lineage: Eukaryota; Viridiplantae; Streptophyta; Magnoliopsida; Malpighiales; Euphorbiaceae
Product: ribosomal protein S14, mitochondrial
Exons: 3
Coding region: 391-702 (103 amino acids)
Biological process (GO): translation
Cellular component (GO): small ribosomal subunit; ribosome
Molecular function (GO): structural constituent of ribosome
Source: RefSeq, a predicted model, not a curated record